AUGUCACUGCUAAACUCCCUCUCACUACUUCUGGCACUUCAAGUCAGCUCAACAUACGCUCAAGGCCUUGAGGGUUAUGGAUUGACUUCAUACGACCCUGUCUGCGCCGAAGCAUGUCUUCGAUCCUUUACUCCCUUGAUGCUACCUUGCUCAAGCAUGCACGAUGGACACAUGGCGACUCCACCAGCAUGUCGAGCCAACGACACCGCUUUCUUGACAUCCGUGGCUUGGUGCUUCAGUGAAAACUGUGUCGAUGAAAAGUUGUCCAAGAUUGAAGGGUAUUGGGAGGAGUGGAUUACAGGGAGCAAAUUCGUUCCUGCGAAGUGGUCGUACUCGCAGGCUCUCAUGGAGGUUGAUCCUAAACCACCGCGGUAUCAACUCAACAUGACAGACAAGGUUCUCAACCAGACAUCGAUACUUGCACCGGUUGCGUAUCUUAGUCAGUGGAACUCGCUUUGGGCGACGAACCAUGAGAUGAUAAUGGGAGCACGAUAUGGUAUCAUUCUUGUUGUCAUUUCCGUUGGAAUACCGAUUCUCAUGACAUGGUCCGGCUAUCUCCCUCUCAUCCCAUCAAUCUACGACAAGCUCAAACCAUACAUCCUCUAUCCAAGCAUGAUCGGCACUUAUUCCGUACGCCCUCUUCCAUUCAAACUGGGCAAUGCUCCCUCUGUUGGUCAAGGUCUAUACAUCGCCUUAUUCCUUGCUCUGGUCGUUGUCUUUACCGCCAUCGACUACGAGCUCCGCCAGCCUCAUGCCAGGUUCAUGGGUGAACGGCGAGAACUACUCGCUUAUCUGGUCUACCGCACCGGCGCUCUUGCGUUCGCCUGUCUCCCACUGAUCAUCCUCUUCCCCUCGAGGAACAAUCUCCUGUUGUGGCUAUCUAACUGGUCACGUUCAACAUUUAUCCUGCUUCACCGAUGGAUUGGACGAACCUUUGCUCUACUGGGUGUUCUGCACGCUAUUUUUGUCCUGGUUGGCUCAGACAAGAUGGGCACUACAGACUGGAGACGCUGGGGCUCAGUCACAGUCAUCUUCACUGUCAUAACCUGUCUUGGAAGUGGACUCUACGUUCGAAAGGCCAACUACGAGCUUUUCCUGCUUAUGCACAUCCUCAUUGCUGCGCUUGUCAUUGUCGGAUGCUGGUAUCAUCUCAUGCUUCGGUACGCCUCUAAUCGUCUUCAUUCUCCCGGUUACACAACUGGACACGAGAUCUGGCUUUACCUUGCAAUUGCCCUCUGGGGUUUCGAGCGCCUUGUUCGAAUCGUACGAGUAAUCAGAUUGGGUAUUCUGAGAUCCAAGGUCAAGGACAUUGGAGCUGGUUACGUUCGAGUUGAUGUACCAAGCGUUCGCUGGGGCUUGGAUCCUGGAAAGCAUGUCUUUGUCUACUUCCCAACGCUUGCUCCGAUGCGACCUUGGGAGAAUCAUCCCUUCUCUGUAAUUCCUACGGUUGCGCUUCAGCGACGUGGAACCUCAGGUACGCCUGGAUCUCCAACCUCACCUGGAGCAUCGUCGGGAUUGGAGGAUAUCGAAAAGCCAACAGCUCAAAUUGCAGUUGUCAGACAGUCAUCCGCCUCAGCGGAGAUCUCAGCUGGAGUGACACUCUUCAUCAAGAAGUCAACCGGUAUCACCAAGUAUCUAGAGAGCCAUGACCGCUUACUCACCUUCUUGGAGGGUCCUUACCCAGGCAGUGACACACGACAGGUCCUACGCUGCGACAGACUUCUUCUCAUAGCUGGUGGUGUUGGUAUCACUAGUCUAUUUGCACUAAUUCACAACCACUGGAACGUCAAGUUGGCAUGGAGCGUCAAAGCAGAAGCUCGAUGUCUCGUCAACGAGAUUGAGCCGGCCCUCGAUGCCGUGAAUACUGCACAGACGGACAUUAGAAUUGGUUCAAGGUUCGAUGUUGCUGCUCUCAUUGAUGAAGAGGCAUCCGCUGGCUGGAAGAGAGUUGGUAUUGUGGUGUCAGGUCCUGGAACCCUUUGUGAUGACGUUCGAGCUGUUGUUGCUGGUAUUGGACGCCACUCCAAGACUGUGUUUGAGCUUGAGGUGGAUGCCUACUCCUGGUGA
Molecule: messenger RNA, 2067 nt
Organism: Fusarium tjaetaba
Lineage: Eukaryota; Fungi; Ascomycota; Sordariomycetes; Hypocreales; Nectriaceae
Product: ferric reductase transmembrane component 4
Exons: 2
Coding region: 1-2067 (688 amino acids)
Biological process (GO): iron ion transport; intracellular iron ion homeostasis; copper ion import
Cellular component (GO): plasma membrane
Molecular function (GO): ferric-chelate reductase activity
Source: RefSeq, a predicted model, not a curated record